This is a messenger RNA of Mercenaria mercenaria, 4786 nucleotides long. RefSeq lists its product as uncharacterized. Bases 132 to 560 code for a protein of 142 amino acids. The transcript is spliced from 3 exons. The record is from RefSeq and is a predicted model, not a curated record. NCBI's taxonomy places the organism in Eukaryota, Metazoa, Mollusca, Bivalvia, Venerida, Veneridae.
CUUUGUUUACGUUUUGUCUUGGUUACGGCGUGUGUGUCACGAACACAGUUAUAUCUUGCGUAGUAGUGGUAUCCUAAAAUACUGGAUUUUCACAAUAUAUUGACAUUUUUGAAGAGAAUUUUGAUAUUAAGAUGACUGUCAAAUACGCGUGUGAAGAUACCGCCUCCGGGCUAAUGGCGAAAAGACAGAAAACUGACUCUGUUGCAAAAGAUGUACAAGACCCUAUAGAGGCAAUUAAUGACACCCCGUCGGAUCUGAUGCUUGGCUUAAUAGGAACUGCUACACGUACACCAGACAUGAAUAUAGUAGAGUUUAUCAGCGAUGAUAUUUCUGAUAUUGAAAUAAUACCAGGAUCAGAGCCUCUUUCUGACUCGGACCUUCUCCCAAGACCCGAAAAGGCUAAUAAGAAAAAGAGAAGACGCACUAAAGGAGAAAAGCCACAGAAGCUCCUAGCAGAUAAUGAAAAGACUCAGAAGAAAGACAAACAAAGUUCCUUCACAAAUACAGAUGCUCAAGCUUAUCAUGAUCUCAACCAGCGUUUUGUAAAUAUUGUACCAUAGUGGGUAGCCUGCUUGGACGAAGAAAAGGGAAAUGUGUUGCUGAUUCAAAUUUUUUUAACUACUAUUAUAGUACAUAUCAUUUAUGGUUAUGCUCCAGGUAUUACGUGCACAUGAAAGGUUCUUACUAGAAAGCUAACGGCGCUGUUAUCCUCAAAAUAGAUCUUGUAAAACCUAAGUCCAAUGCGUCUUCAUGUAGAGAUAACGCAUGUUUUUGUGUUAUAACAUCUGCAGAAUCCCGAGGGAUUCUGAAGACGUUAUAACACGAAAAGAACAUGCGCUAACGCUAUUCUAGCAUAAAACGCAUAAAACUAAUAAAUGAAUACAUUGUCGAUCAACGUCAUUACAGCUCUAUGAAAUACGCGAGAAUGUCUGUGUUGUUUUUUCACGUUGACGUCAUUUCCUAUUGAAUUAUCUGUUUUGGGCCAGUAUACGUUUACCCUUUGCCAAGGAACGCGGAUGUAUAACAAGGUGUUUUAACAGUACGUGAGCGCGAGAAUCUCUCUGUUAACACACGUUUUCUCUUCUGUUCAAACACCCCCGAAAAGUGACGAGAACAACAGUUUUAUGCUAGAAUAAACGAUAUAGCCUACCUUAAUUAAGAUGUAAGAUUCACGAAGACCGAACACUGGUCGAUUAAAAAGUAUAGAACAAUUCUUCCUUAGCAUAUAUAUUGUGUUACUCAUGCUGCUGGCAUAUUUGCGUACUUUUUUAUCGUUAAAUUAUUACUUCCUUAUAUGUGUAUCUCCUUUGUGUGAUUAAGGGGAGGCAACAAUUAUACUUGAAAAUGCACUAGUUUAGGAUUUAAGUCUGUUAUUAUAACUGUUUUCAAUUCGAAAGCCUAUGUUCAAGUAGUAAUUCUAUAUUUCUUGUCUUUUAAAAAUACUUCUUCCAUGCUUUUGAGUAGCAUAAUUGAUGAAAAUACAUACAUUUAAUUUAUGCAUUAUGUUUAAAAUAUUUUACAGAAUCUUGAUGUUUUCUUCAAAUCAAACAUAAUUCUUUCCUAGCAUUCAAAGAGACAGCAUCCUAGUUUUAACUUAUUGUAUUAUCUCUUAGUAUUUUCAAUCAAAUUUCCUAUUUCUGUUAUUUUAUCUUCUGGUUUGAUUUUUAUAUUUUACUCACAUCUAAUAAAGUUAGAGUUUCGUGAAAAUAAGCAUUACGUAUUCUUGAACACAUGUGUACAUAAAUGAUCACUUACAAUUCAAAACAAAUGUUGUUCUACAUCUGAAUUCUUUUAAUUGACGCUAAAUUGUUUUUUAAACGUUAUGCAUAGGGAAAACAUUUCCCUUAUCAGCAGAAACACUGCUUUAUUCCUUCUUUUGUGAGUAUAGUAUAUUUUAGAGAAAAUGACAUAAAGUUGUUUCAAGGUCAUAACACAUCUAACACACAAUAGUCUUAAGGUUUGAUAUUAAAAGAAUAACUGUUGGAACUUUAUCCUCUAUCUGUUCGAAGAUACAAAUCAAGCUUUAAGUUUAACUGAUACUUAUAUUUCGAAAUCAAAUACGAUGCUGUAUAGAUUAUUGUUAUAGCUAAAGCACAGAAUAUAUAUCAAUGAUUGAAAUGUCGGAAAAGAUUACCUGCCAUCGAGUGUUACAGUUCUUGAAGAGGAUGAAAAUAUGAAUAUUCUUUUAUGCCACGUGUAGCUCCAAAUCUUAUCCGUUUUGUUAAAUAACGUUUAAGAUUUUUAUUGCAAUGUAUUGAAAUAAAACAAUACUAAUUCUUUCAGCUCUGAGAUUUCAAGUACGCAACUUUAUACAAUAAACUACAGCAAUAUGAAAAUGAGUUGUGUGUCACGGAUCGGUUGGAUUUCGGAUGUGUAUGUUCAAAAAGAGUAUAUAAGCUACAUGCUAUUUAAAAAGUAUCUAAAAUAGUAAUAAUAAUGAUAAUUAUAAAUAAAAAAGUGACUUUUCGAAACACAAAUGAUAUACUAUAAAUUAAACAAAGUUAUUUAUGUUAGAUUGUUUAUAAUAUCUAAUUUCCCGAUAGCAACCUUGUAUUGACUGAUAUUUUGAUAUGACUGAUUAUAGGUAAAUCUAAAACUAUGAAGGUAUAGUUAGUUUUUCUGUUUGCAAAAGGAUGUUCAAAAUGUUUGAUAUUGUUUUACAUGUUUAUCAAAUAUAUCUUUAAGCGCUUUGCAAAUAGUAUUCAAACUUUACAUCGUUAAUAUUGGGAAACAUUCAUACACAGCUGUUAACACUGCAAACAAUUGAAUUAAUCAACUCUUUACACCACUUUAGAACAUGAUCUGUUUCCUUUUAAUUUCGAAUUGUUCUUCACACAAUAUAUAGACAGAAUUUUGUAUGCCUAUAUUGCAAACAAUUAAUACGAUGAAAGGUUAAUAUUGUAACGUAUACAUUGUUUUCUUAACCUUGCCUAAAAAUAAACAAUGGACGGGAAAAAGAAAUUGUUGAUAUGUGAUACUGCCAACGACUUAAUAAAUAUUAUGUUUACACAUUUCUUAAUUUGUUACUGAAUUUAUAUUUCGAACUCUUUGUAAGAGUAUGUAUACAAAACUGAAAAAAAAUAAAACAUAAAAUAAAAUCUGAGAUAUGUAGUUUAUAUAUCUAAAUAUACAGAUUCUUAACAUAGUACAAGAUUAACACAUUUCAACAUGAUUUUGUUUUCUUUAUUUCAAUACUCUUUGUACAAUAUAAUGGUUAAAUUUGUCACAUAAACUUUGUAUAUCUUUAUUUCAUUUGUUAUAAAGGUUUGCAUACAUGUAUACAAAUGGAAACUAUAUAUACUGUGUAUUGCAUCGCUCGAUCAACAGAAUCCUGAUAUCAGUGUAUUGCGACAAAUAAGAUUACAAAAAUACCAAUAAAUUGCAUUAUUUUUAUAUGAUGAAAGUGUAUUAUUUUUCCUUCAGUCAUUGAAGAUUGAACAUGUACAUAUACUAAAUUGCCGAACUUAAAAGAAUGAUAUCUGCUUUGUGAUACAGAUUUACUGGAUAAAUGAAAAUCAGAGUCAGUCAAUAGACUCAAAUAAAUUACUAUAAAAUUACAUAUUUAUUGAAAUCAUACUUUCUUUUUUAUCUGUGACAGAGUAUCAGUUGAUCGUGUAAAAUGAUACUGAGACUUUUGACACACUAUCACAGACAAAACAGAUAUAUAAUAUACAGUGUGAUUCAUUUAUUAUUUUAUAAAUAGCAACUGAAAUAUUUCAAAAGAAACAUCGUGAAAUAAAAGAGAUAUAUUAUUUUGUGUACUAAAAUGAAAUGCGUAACAAUCACAAUUUUUGUAUAUGCAUCAUUCCAGAAAGUGUUGAUGACGAACAAUUAUCUUUUUCAAAGUGAAAACUAUGUUAAAGUAACGAUAGUAUUGAAGCACAUUUACUUGAAAUAUUAUUUGCUAUGGACACAAACAUUAUGCCAAUUUUAAGAAUGUUUGACUUCAGUUUUACAUUGUUAACAGUUAAAGGGAGGCAACACUAAUAUAAAUCUUGAUACAGUAUAUUUGCAAAUGUCUUCCGGUUUCACUAUUAUACUACAUUUAUCAUGGGAAAUAAACUUUUAUAUGUUGAAAAAAAUCAUAAACUUAUUUCGGACUUUAUUUAUGUUAUCACGUGCAUUUUACAUAGAUAUUUGUUGUUAAAAUAUUUCUAAACUGCGCAUUUUAAUUGAAUACAAAGUUAUGCGAUUCAUUUGUUAAUUCGUCUUGCCAUCAUGAAUAGGCCCAAUCAAGCCGAGUCUGCAACAUAUAUAUUUUUGUCGUGUUAGGCGAGCUUUUCGUUUCCACUUUUUCUAUUUUAUUAAAAUUAUAUUUCAUUUUUCCUGCCAGAUAGUUAUGAUUAAAUCCAUAUGAAUAUUAGGUUCCGUCGAAUGUUUAUAUUACAUAUCAUCGAAAGCUAUUAUUUAAUGAUUCAUCCACAAAACGUUUUCUCGCCAAGUUGUAGAACUUUAAGAUGCAACUAUUCAUGAAAGACAUGUUUUUUAUAUUAUGUAGUAAACUUAUUUGCAUAAUAAUAUACAACUUGCGUAUUUCUGUAAUAAAAUUGCAUUUUUUACAAUUUAAAUUUAUUAUUGUAAUAUUUCGAUACAGAUUCUGAUUAUGAUUGCCAAACAUUUGAUUAAAUAUGAAUAUUGGAACAAAUUAACACAUACGCACACCCUAUCCGUCAUUUUCAUACAAUCAUAGCUUACAGUAUUUCCUCUUGUACAUCUGGGAAUUAUGAUAAUACAUUGUAUUUAUUGCAGUUAUGUAAUUGAAUUGAAAAAUAAAAUGUGUUUCAUA